UCAGUCAGCCACACACAUCCGAGCCGAGCUGAAGCUAACUACAGCCAUGGACAGCACUAGGAGAUCUGAAAUCUAAUCGCAUGCAUCAUACCUCCGGGAUAUUUUUUUAAAUUACAUAUAUAAACACGCUGACAGGCAGCCGCGCUCGCACACACACAUAUACAUCCACACGUCGGCAAAGCCGCCAGCACCCGCACGGCCGCUGAGCAAACACCUUGUCUCUUCUCGCAGGAUAUACCCGCUCACACACAUCUCUCUUUAUCUCCUCCUGGCUUCCCGGAGGAUCGUGCCGGCUGUUUUUCAUGGAGAAAGUCCAGGGAGAAAUGGAGAUUGAGAGAUGGGAAAGAAGUGAAGAGAUUUCAGACGCAGAAAAAAAGGUUAUUCAAGAGACAUGGAGCAGAGUAUAUGCAAACUGCGAGGACGUUGGGGUCUCCAUACUCAUCAGGUUUUUUGUCAACUUCCCGUCGGCCAAGCAGUACUUCAGCCAGUUCAAGCACAUGGAGGACCCGCUGGAGAUGGAGAGGAGCUUGCAACUGCGUAAGCACGCUCGGCGGGUCAUGGGUGCCAUUAACACUGUGGUGGAGAACCUCAAUGACUCCGAAAAGGUCUCCUCUGUCCUGGCCUUGGUGGGCAAGGCCCAUGCCCUCAAGCACAAAGUGGAGCCCAUCUACUUUAAGAAACUCACUGGUGUCAUGCUGGAGGUCAUUGCUGAAGAGUACGCCAACGACUUCACCCCAGAGGCGCACGGCGCCUGGACCAAGAUGAAGACUCUCAUCUACACCCAUGUGACAGCGGCGUACAAGGAGGUGGGCUGGGCGCAGUAUCCCACCGCCACCCUGUGAGCGGCCAGCGGGGCCGGGCGAGGGGCAGGGAGGGCUUUGCUCACCCCAGGACUUCACUCUGGUCUCUUAAGAUCUUCACUCAGUCUGGGGAGCCCGGCAGGGCCAGCUCUGUUAGCUGCCAAGUCACAAUUUGAUCUCCAUGGGGUUUAAAAACAAACUAAAUAAGCCAAAAAAAUAGA
Gavia stellata (red-throated loon) is the source of this 1021-nucleotide messenger RNA. RefSeq names its product cytoglobin (gene CYGB). The transcript has 3 exons. The record is from RefSeq and is a predicted model, not a curated record. Bases 303 to 842 code for a protein of 179 amino acids. NCBI's taxonomy places the organism in Eukaryota, Metazoa, Chordata, Aves, Gaviiformes, Gaviidae. Gene Ontology annotation, molecular function: iron ion binding; oxygen binding; heme binding. Gene Ontology annotation, biological process: oxygen transport.